Drosophila albomicans is the source of this 2335-nucleotide messenger RNA. Its product is annotated as ATP-dependent RNA helicase p62-like. Gene Ontology annotation, molecular function: ATP binding; RNA binding; RNA helicase activity. The record is from RefSeq and is a predicted model, not a curated record. NCBI's taxonomy places the organism in Eukaryota, Metazoa, Arthropoda, Insecta, Diptera, Drosophilidae. The coding region runs from base 275 to 2113 and encodes 612 amino acids. Gene Ontology annotation, cellular component: ribonucleoprotein complex; nucleus; cytoplasm. The transcript is spliced from 5 exons.
GAUGAUUCUCCACCUCUACAAACAACAAAGCACACAUAACUGUGCAAAUUUUUUUUGAAGCUGUUUUUAAACAAUUCAUAUUAAAUCGUAUUGUUACGUUGUCAGCAUAGAAACUAUAUAAAAUUUAUUUUAAACUGCUAAGCAUAAUUUGUGUUGUGGUUAAGUUUAGCAAAAGAAGAGAAAAGCCAAACAAAAGCUGGGGCAGGUUCAAAACAAUUAUUACGUUUUUUUUUGUUUCGUUUGUGCCUCAGCCGCUCUGCUUAGAGAGUAAAUUAUGUCGCCACCUCGACACGGUGGAUUUGGUGGCGGUGGCGGAGGUGGAAGUGGCGGCGGAGGUGGACGUUCGGGCUUUGGUGGCUUUGGAGGCUUCGGUGGCUUUGGAGGCGGUGGUGGUGGUGGUGGAGGUGGAGUACGCUCGGGACGCAUCGAGAGUCGUCAACGUCGCAGUGGCGGCCUAAAUCGUGGAGCUGGUGCAGUGAACGAUGACUUUAACAGUUUGCACAAUGUCAACUGGUCGGACAUGCGAUUGCAACCGUUUCAGCGCAACUUCUAUCAGGAGCACCCGAAAACACGUAAUCGACCACCACAGGAGGUGGAACGUUAUCGUGGCCAGCAUCAGAUUACAGUGCGUGGUGCCGCGCCCAAUCCCAUACAGUAUUUCGAUGAGGCCUGCUUCCCGGACUAUUGCAUGCAUGAGAUACAACGUCAACGCUACGCAGAACCGACUCCAAUUCAAGCCCAAUCCUGGCCAAUUGUGAUCUCAGGCAACAAUCUCGUGGGUAUUGCCAAAACCGGUUCGGGCAAGACGCUGGCAUUUAUCUUGCCCGCCAUCGUACACAUCAACGGGCAGGAGCCGUUAAAGCGUGGCGAUGGACCCAUUGCUCUGGUGCUGGCGCCCACACGAGAGCUGGCCCAACAAAUCCAAUCGGUGGCCAAUGAUUUCGGUUCCAACGCAUAUGUGCGCAACACAUGCAUCUUCGGCGGUGCACCGCGUUCCAAGCAGGCCAACGAUUUGGAACGUGGCGUACAGAUUGUGAUUGCCACUCCGGGACGUUUGUUGGAUUUCUUGCAAGGAGGCACCACAAAUCUGCGACGUUGCACUUACCUUGUGCUGGACGAAGCGGAUCGCAUGUUGGACAUGGGCUUCGAGCCGCAGAUACGCAAAAUACUUGGCCAAAUACGACCCGAUCGACAGAUUCUAAUGUGGAGCGCCACUUGGCCUAAGGAAGUGCGACAAUUGGCUGAAGAUUUUCUCGGCAACUAUAUGCAAAUUAACAUUGGCUCCUUGGAGCUGUCGGCCAAUCACAAUAUACGACAGUACGUGGAAGUUUGUGCUGAGCACGAGAAAGGCAGCAAAUUGAAGGAUCUGCUCUCACACAUUUACGAUCAGGCCAGGGAACCGGGCAAGAUCAUCAUAUUCGUUGCCACGAAGAAAAAGGUCGAUGAACUGGCGCGAUUUAUCAAUGCUUUUGGCGUUGGCGUCGGCUCCAUUCAUGGCGACAAAUCGCAAAUGGAUCGCGACAAUGUGCUCAACGAUUUUCGCAGUGGACGUGCAAACAUUUUGGUGGCCACAGAUGUGGCAGCGCGUGGUCUUGAUGUCGACGGGAUUAAGUAUGUUAUCAAUUUUGAUUUUCCCCAAUCGUCGGAGGAUUACAUUCAUCGGAUUGGACGCACGGGACGCAAGCAUACGACUGGCACUUCCUAUGCGUUCUUUACGCGAAAAAAUGCCAAAUGCGCGCGAGCUCUGAUUGAGAUACUGCGCGAAGCCAAUCAGAAUGUGAACCCUGAGUUGGAGUACAUUGCACGAGAAUCCGGUGGAGGCGGCAGCAAUGGACGCAGUCGUGGCGGUCGCGGUUCUGGGCGACAUAAUGGAGGAGGUGGUGGAGGUGGCGGUUUUAAUUCGAUGAACGGCAACAGCGGUGGUUCCAGAUUUAAUGGUUUUGGCGGUUACGGCGGCAAUCGCGGCGGCCACUCAUCAAACACAAACAUGAACGGCAUGCACGAUCAGAGGCCAAUGAUGCGUUAUGGUGGAGGCGGUGGCGGCUCCUUUGGUGGCAACAAUGGAGGCUACUCCAACGGCGACAACAGAUACUCGAAUGCCGCACGCCAUUAGAAUUAAUUAGUUUUCUGUUUGUUUUUUAUUGUAGUGUAUUAUCAACUUUAUAAUUUGCAUUCAACUUUUUUGUUUUACAUGCCCAUUUUUAUCGCCCAUUUCGUAUUUAUUGUGACUGCAGUUGAAUGCAGUUAAAAACAAAACAAAAAGAUUCUCAAGCAUUUGUGCAAAAUGAUAUUACAAAGAAAUAAAAUAAACAAUUUUAUAAAGGUCCAAAUGAAA